GGAGCAAACAGUCGAAGAUUGUGAAAAUGAAAGUGCCACUGGUGGUUCUGAUUUUGGCGGGUCUUUUGACGGUUGGGGUUAGCGGCAGUGAAGUGUUUGAGUCGGAGGUUGAUCAUGCCAGUAGUAACGACCAUCCCCAGUCGAUCGGUCGGAACAGGAUUCUGCCCGAGCUGGCCAAGAAACCUGCGGCCGGGAGUGAAACCGGUAGUGACAAGGAUAUAAUUCCACUGAUAGACCAGGAAGAUCAGGAGGACCAAAAAGAGGGACAACUGUUUGCCGGAGAUCGGGGACAGUUUAGUGUGGUGGACCGGGUGUUGCUGGCGCUGCUGCGGGACGCCCUGGGAUCGCUGGAAGGGUCGCGCUGUCGGCGGGACAUGAACUGGACGCUGGACGCGAUCGAGCGGAAGGAACCGUGGGCGGUGGCGAUGCUCGACGCGUCCGCCAAGUCCACGUCCGGCCUCGAGCAGGGUGACGUGUUCCAGCUGGGACACUUUGACCAGUGCAUGGGCGUGGGCAGCUUUGGCCAGUUCUGCUUGGCGGAUGUACGGCUAGAGGGUUACCGCCUUCGGACGCAAGUCUCGCGCCAACUGUCCACGGAGAAUUCGACCAUCGUCCACUGGGGCGUUUGCGUUCCGGCAUCCUGUGCGGAAUCGGACGUGGGUCGCUUGCUACAGAUGACCACCGGGUCGAGGGAGGUGACCAUUCCGGAACGGGGAUGCCAUCGGGAGUCGAAACGGAGGACCUCAACUGCGGAAGUCGUGUACGCUUCGGUGAUCAUGUUCUUCGUGCUGAUGGUUCUGGCCAGUACGUGUUACCACGUGCGAUCGAUGUACGGGUCGGGUUCGGAAAAGCAGAGUACGUUUGGGUGUGUUCUGAUCUUUUCGGUGGUGGAGAACCUGAGAAAGCUGGUGCAGGACAGUAAGGACGACCAUGGGUUGGGUUGUAUCAACGGGAUCAAGUCGGUGGCAAUGUUUUUCAUCCUUGGAAGUCACGCGUUGCUGUUUAUGGCCGGUGGAGCGACGUAUAAUCCGGGAUUUCAUGGAGAGCAAGCAAAGCUACUCCGCAACGCUUUUCUGCUCAACUCGCCCCUGCUGGUGGACACGUUCCUCCUCCUGAGUGGUUUCCUGUUUGCCCGGCUCAUCCUGAUUGAGCUGGACAAACGUCGCGGCAAGGUCAACUUCCUGGUGCUGUACGUGUUACGGUACGUGCGACUGACCCCGGCGUACGUCGCCAUCAUGGCCCUGUACGCCACGUGGCUCCCGCGGCUGGGCAGCGGCCCUCUGUGGGACCAGCGGAUGCUGCUUGAGCAGUCCCGGUGCCAAUCGAGCUGGUGGCUGAACGUCCUGUACAUCAACAACUACGUGGGCACCGAUCGGCUGUGCAUGUUCCAGUCGUGGUAUCUGGCCACCGAUACGCAGCUGUUUGUGCUGGCACCACUGCUGUUGUAUCCGCUGUGGAAGUACGGCCGGAGAACGGGCAUGACGUUGGUGGCGCUGGUGGCCGCGGUUUCGGUGCUCAUUCCGUUCUGUGUGACCUACUUUGGCCAGCUGGAUCCGUCGUUUAUGAUCUUCACCGAUGAGGUGGUCGACGUGCAGGCCAACUACUAUUUCCAGAACGUUUACGUUAAGACGCACAUGAGAGCGACCGGAUACAUUUUUGGGAUCUUUAUUGGGUACCUUGUGCACUGGAUGCAACAGAAGAACAUCACCAUCGGCUCGUACAAGGUGGCCUUCUUCUGGACCGUCUCGACCGCACUGGGAACCCUGUCGAUGUUCGGUAUCUCAACUUUCUACAACGCUACCGGCACCGGCAACUACACGUACAACGCCCUGUACGCGGCCGCCCACCGACUCGGCUGGAGCGCCUCCAACGGCUGGCUGGUGCUGGCUUGCGUAACCGGAAAUGCUGGCCCACAAAAGUUCCUGUCCUCACGGGCUCUAGUUCCGAUUAGUCGGCUGACUUAUUGUGCAUAUUUAACCAACGGACUGGUCGAACUUUACUUUAGUGCCUCACAGCGAGUUCCGAUCUACGCGAGUGUCCCCACGAUGACCGCGGGCACGUUGUCCCACGUAUGUCUUACCUUCCUGAUGGCGCUGGGACUGUGUCUGGUGUUUGAAUCGCCCAUCCACGGCAUCGAGAAGAUCUUCCUGCGGCGGAUGCGCCCUACGGCUGGCAAGGGUCAGCAAUCGGCCAAGGAGGACAAAAUGGCGGAAGCCAGCAGCAGCGUAAGCGGAACCACCCAGAGCAGCUCCGAUGACCUGUGCGCUUUCCCAUUCGGAUCGUGGCCCGGAACGGACGCGCGAUCGACACUUCUGGACAGCCCCUGGAAGUCGGUGGAGUCACUCACUGGUUGUGAAGAGUCCUUACGGGUGUUUGGAAGAUAUUUUUGCUGGACAGUCGCGAUACGUUUGAAGUGUUCGAGGUCAGGGAGCAAACAGUCGAAGAUUGUGAAAAUGAAAGUGCCACUGGUGGUUCUGAUUUUGGCGGGUCUUUUGACGGUUGGGGUUAGCGGCAGUGAAGUGUUUGAGUCGGAGGUUGAUCAUGCCAGUAGUAACGACCAUCCCCAGUCGAUCGGUCGGAACAGGAUUCUGCCCGAGCUGGCCAAGAAUCCUGCGGCCGGGAGUGAAACCGGUAGUGACAAGGAUAUAAUUCCACUGAUAGACCAGGAAGAUCAGGAGGACCAAAAAGAGGGACAACUGUUUGCCGGAGAUCGGGGACAGUUUAGUGUGGUGGACCGGGUGUUGCUGGCGCUGCUGCGGGACGCCCUGGGAUCGCUGGAAGGGUCGCGAUGUCGGCGGGACAUGAACUGGACGCUGGACGCGAUCGAGCGGAAGGAGCCGUGGGCGGUGGCGAUGCUCGACGCGUCCGCCAAGUCCACGUCCGGCCUCGAGCAGGGUGACGUGUUCCAGCUGGGACACUUUGACCAGUGCAUGGGCGUGGGCAGCUUUGGCCAGUUCUGCUUGGCGGAUGUACGGCUAGAGGGUUACCGCCUUCGGACGCAAGUCUCGCGCCAACUGUCCACGGAGAAUUCGACCAUCGUCCACUGGGGCGUUUGCGUUCCGGCAUCCUGUGCGGAAUCGGACGUGGGUCGCUUGCUACAGAUGACCACCGGGUCGAGGGAGGUGACCAUUCCGGAACGGGGAUGCCAUCGGGAGUCGGGAAACGGGAGGACCUCAACUGCGGAAGUCGUGUACGCUUCGGUGAUCAUGUUCUUCGUGCUGAUGGUUCUGGCCAGUACGUGUUACCACGUGCGAUCGAUGUACGGGUCGGGUUCGGAAAAGCAGAGUACGUUUGGGUGUGUUCUGAGGUCUUUUUCGGUGGUGGAGAACCUGAGAAAGCUGGUGCAGGACAGUAAGGACGACCAUGGGUUGGGUUGUAUCAACGGGAUCAAGUCGGUGGCAAUGUUUUUCAUCCGAAGUCACGCGUUGCUGUUUAUGGCCGGUGGAGCGACGUAUAAUCCGGGAUUUCAUGGAGAGCAAGCAAAGCUACUCCGCAACGCUUUUCUGCUCAACUCGCCCCUGCUGGUGGACACGUUCCUCCUCCUGAGUGGUUCGUUUGCCCGGCUCAUCCUGAUUGAGCUGGACAAACGUCGCGGCAAGGUCAACUUCCUGGUGCUGUACGUGUUACGGUACGUGCGACUGACCCCGGCGUACGUCGCCAUCAUGGCCCUGUACGCCACGUGGCUCCCGCGGCUGGGCAGCGGCCCUCUGUGGGACCAGCGGAUGCUGCUUGAGCAGUCCCGGUGCCAAUCGAGCUGGUGGCUGAACGUCCUGUACAUCAACAACUACGUGGGCACCGAUCGGCUGUGCAUGUUCCAGUCGUGGUAUCUGGCCACCGAUACGCAGCUGUUUGUGCUGGCACCACUGCUGUUGUAUCCGCUGUGGAAGUACGGCCGGAGAACGGGCAUGACGUUGGUGGCGCUGGUGGCCGCGGUUUCGGUGCUCAUUCCGUUCUGUGUGACCUACUUUGGCCAGCUGGAUCCGUCGUUUAUGAUCUUCACCGAUGAGGUGGUCGACGUGCAGGCCAACUACUAUUUCCAGAACGUUUACGUUAAGACGCACAUGAGAGCGACCGGAUACAUUUUUGGGAUCUUUAUUGGGUACCUUGUGCACUGGAUGCAACAGAAGAACAUCACCAUCGGCUCGUACAAGGUGGCCUUCUUCUGGACCGUCUCGACCGCACUGGGAACCCUGUCGAUGUUCGGUAUCUCAACUUUCUACAACGCUACCGGCACCGGCAACUACACGUACAACGCCCUGUACGCGGCCGCCCACCGACUCGGCUGGAGCGCCUCCAACGGCUGGCUGGUGCUGGCUUGCGUAACCGGAAAUGCUGGCCCACUGAAAAAGUUCCUGUCCUCACGGGCUCUAGUUCCGAUUAGUCGGCUGACUUAUUGUGCAUAUUUAACCAACGGACUGGUCGAACUUUACUUUAGUGCCUCACAGCGAGUUCCGAUCUACGCGAGUGUCCCCACGAUGACCGCGGGCACGUUGUCCCACGUAUGUCUUACCUUCCUGAUGGCGCUGGGACUGUGUCUGGUGUUUGAAUCGCCCAUCCACGGCAUCGAGAAGAUCUUCCUGCGGCGGAUGCGCCCUACGGCUGGCAAGGGUCAGCAAUCGGCCAAGGAGGACAAAAUGGCGGAAGCCAGCAGCAGCGUAAGCGGAACCACCCAGAGCAGCUCCGAUGACCUGUGCGCUUGAUCGCGAUCUGAAAAACGGUACGAUCUGUUUGGCUUCUGAGAUAGCUAACGAGAGAUUUAGGGUUAGGGUUACGCGACCGUAGGAUGUUUCUCGGCUAGUGAGAGCUAGUUUAGAAAGGUUUCUUUUCCAGAUUGUAUUUGUUCGUUUUUAAGCAUUGAUCAAGAUUUGUAAAUAGCUCAACAAUUGUCCAGAUUUAACCUCAUCUAAAAAAACGUGAUCAUUUGCCGCAAUAAUAAAACAAAACACAAAACAAAA
This is a messenger RNA of Culex quinquefasciatus (southern house mosquito), 4955 nucleotides long. RefSeq lists its product as uncharacterized. Lineage: Eukaryota; Metazoa; Arthropoda; Insecta; Diptera; Culicidae. Gene Ontology annotation, molecular function: acyltransferase activity, transferring groups other than amino-acyl groups. The record is from RefSeq and is a predicted model, not a curated record.